CUGGGCGCUGAGUUUCGGGCGAUACCGAGCGGCGGCCGCCGGGGGCCCUGCGCGUAGCUGGGGUCUUGGGCGUCGCGGGAGGAACUCUGUGCCCCCCUGACCUCCAUGUACCCGUGCGGUUAGGCGAAGGUCUCCUCAAGUGUCAGCUCGUCAGGAUCGUGGGUAGACGCACACCCGAGGGGACGUGCAAGCUUGCUCGACCGACUGAAACUCGGGAAUCGCGUGAGGCAGUGGCAGAAAUGCUGAGCUUCCUGAGAAGAACGCUUGGCCGCCGGUCUAUGCGUAAACAUGCUGAGAGGGAGCGACUCCGAGAGGCACAGCGUGCUGCCACGCACAUUCCUGCAGCUGGAGAUGCCAAGUCCAUCAUCACGUGCAGGGUGUCCCUUCUGGAUGGUACAGAUGUUAGUGUGGACUUGCCGAAAAAAGCCAAAGGACAGGAGUUGUUCGAUCAAAUUAUGUAUCACCUGGACUUGAUUGAAAGUGACUAUUUUGGCCUGAGAUUCAUGGAUUCGGCUCAAGUAGCUCAUUGGUUGGAUGGUACAAAAAGCAUCAAAAAGCAAGUAAAAAUUGGAUCACCCUAUUGUCUUCAUCUUCGGGUUAAGUUUUAUUCCUCGGAACCAAACAAUCUUCGUGAGGAGCUAACCCGGUAUCUAUUUGUUCUGCAGUUAAAACAAGAUAUUCUCAGUGGGAAAUUAGAGUGUCCCUUUGAUACAGCCGUUCAGUUGGCCGCUUAUAAUCUGCAAGCUGAGCUUGGCGACUAUGAUCUCGCUGAACAUAGUCCUGAACUUGUCUCCGAGUUCAGAUUUGUGCCCAUUCAGACCGAAGAGAUGGAGCUGGCUAUUUUUGAGAAAUGGAAGGAAUACAGAGGUCAGACACCAGCACAAGCUGAAACCAAUUAUCUGAAUAAAGCCAAAUGGCUAGAAAUGUAUGGAGUUGAUAUGCAUGUGGUCAAGGCUAGAGAUGGGAAUGACUAUAGCUUGGGACUAACUCCAACAGGAGUCCUUGUUUUUGAAGGAGAAACCAAAAUCGGCUUGUUUUUCUGGCCCAAGAUAACCAGAUUAGAUUUUAAGAAGAAUAAAUUAACUCUGGUGGUUGUGGAAGAUGACGAUCAGGGUAAAGAACAAGAGCACACCUUUGUCUUUAGACUGGAUCAUCCAAAGGCCUGCAAACACUUAUGGAAAUGUGCAGUGGAGCACCACGCCUUCUUCCGUCUCCGAGGACCUGUCCAAAAGAGUUCUCAUCGAUCGGGAUUCAUUCGACUAGGAUCACGAUUUAGAUAUAGUGGGAAAACUGAAUAUCAGACCACAAAAACUAACAAAGCAAGAAGAUCGACCUCCUUUGAAAGAAGGCCCAGCAAGCGAUACUCCCGGCGGACCCUACAGAUGAAAGCAAGCACAACAAAACCUGAAGAUCUUGGUGUUCAUGAUACUUCAACCCAGAAUAAUGACUCCCAACAGGCUUGGGGUGUGAGGUCUCCUGUUCCUGUGAUCCCUUCCUCAACCUCUGGUCCUGUGCUGGUGGAGAUAGAGAAUCUUCCGCAGAAUUCUGCAGCAAACCAACGCGACAGGAAAUGCUUGCCUCUGAAUGUCGAAUUGCUAAAUAGCCCAGACUUACUAGAAACAACCAUUGGUGAUGUAACAAGGACAUCAAAUACAAGGACAUCCCUAGCACCAGAUGACAUUAAUGUAGCCACCAGGUCAAAUGAAUUAGAGGAGCCCAAAGUGGAAUCUGAGACAUUAAAAGAUGACACAGAGAAGCUUAAAGAGCUCGAAAUGGAGCAGAAUAUCUUGCCAUCUCCUCGACCUCCCAUUGACAUUAAUGUCAACAGCCAGGAAGAAGUGGUAAAGUUGACUGAGAAAUGUCUUAAUAAUGCCAUUGAGAGCCCAGGAUUGAAUGCAGUAAGGGUUCCUCCUGACUUCAAGAGCAAUAUUUUGAAGGCUCAAGUAGAAGCAGUGCAUAAGGCUUCAAGAGAAGAUAGUUUAACUCAAAAAAAUGCCAGCAUUCAGGAUGCUGCCACAAACAGCACUAUAAAUGAGGAUGUGCCCCCGAGCAGAGACUCUCCCACUCCAGCGCACGCCACAGCUGCAGACAGUGGGUCUGCACUCAAGGAUGCAACAGAUGAAUUGGAUGCCUUACUUCUUUCUCUAACUGAGAAUUUGAUGGACCACACAGUCACACCUCAGGUGUCUUCGUCAUCCAUGAUCACACCCCGGUGGAUUAUUCCAAGUGCUGCCGUCUCCAACAGGCUCACAGGGUGUGGACCGUCUGUGGCUGGGACCGAAGGGUGUGGUACUAAAGACGGAUUCUCACUCAUCUCCCCCCCAGCACCGUUCUUGGUAGAUGCUGUGACCAGCUCGGCUCCUCUGGCUGAAGACCCAGCCUUGAAGCAGAAGUGCUUGCUGACCACUGAGCUCUGAGGGCUGCUGCUCCCGCUGGAUCUGGAAUGCCCCCACGCUACCCCGUCAGCCCUGGAUCCAGCCCAGUGAGUCCUUUACUUGGAGAAAACCUUCUACCUGGAUUUGACUUCAGCUCCAUGAAGAAAGUAGCUACAUUUUCCGUCCGACUGGAAGUCUACCCCACAUAACUGAAGAUAACCUCCUCUUCCAAUCCCCCAUCAUCGAAAUUCAUUAGUUCCCGCCAAACUCGUGGCUCCACCUAGCGGUCCCAACUGUUUAUAGCAGCCUUUGGCAAGGCUUGCUGUCCAGAGCCCUUUCACUGCCAUUUCCUGUGAUGUCAGGGUGAGCACACCUGACCCGAAAGCCUGCUGGAGAAACGAGUGGCGUUUCCCUGCACCGUCCCUGAAGUGGGAACUUAGGAAGAGAUGGAAACACUGUAGGUGGAUCCCAGGCCAGCUCUCACAGUCGCAGGACUCUAGGGACGCUGAGAGAUGGAGGUUUUAUGUCAGCCACACUCUGUGGCCUGAGCAGUUACUGUCUUACUGCUCUUAGGAACUAUGGAGUGAUCGUCUCCAGCCUUGUGCUCCCCAGACCCCUUUCCUAGAGGAAGGAUCCGCAUCACUCCUGUCUGUAACUUUGCAGCGGGGCAGGGAGCAGGUGUCUGGUCAGAGACCUGAGUCCUCUGCCUGCUGCCUGUGCUGUCCAUGCUGAGCCAGUGGGAAUGCAACCCUAAUUGGCUUACAGCUGUGAAGGUCCGCGCAGCAGCGCUCCAAACCAGGACCUGUUUAGACGCAGCCUCCGGUUCCUUCCCGCGACCGGGCAGACAUGGGGAAUGGUGGCGAGAGGGACCUGGUUCUUGAAGAAUCCACUAGGAAGCUGUGAACAGUGUGGUGAAUGAAGGCAGCCCACAUUAGGGUUUUGUAUCUGCUUUAAAGUUCUCUCGAAUUCCAUACUCUCUGUACCCAAAGAAGUUCUGGUGUUGAAGUGGUACGUGCUCACCGUGGAAAAGUGUAUGGAUAUGGACCUGAGCCAGCACAGAAAAUGACACUAAAGUAGCUCAGAUGUGUGGGCUGGAAGAUGAGCACCUCAGCUGCCAUGGGGACUGGGGAAGCCACUGGUGUUGCCCUCUCACCAAGCACCGAUGUUAUCUGGUUUCUGCCUGUCAUGUGACGUGUGUAUGGUUGAGCACUCAUUCUUCUCAGCUAAGAGAACAUCCAGCUCUGUGGUUCAGAUGCUGUGAUCUGGACUACCCUGGCUUCCCCAUUGCAUAUUGUGUGUUCAGGGAGCUUGGGGAUUCGGCCUUACAGUUUUGAGGGGAGCUGGGCAGUUAGAAAGCACUUUUGCGAAAGGAGACAGAACUGCCCUUCUUGCUGGCUGGCUCCCCUUAGCCAGUAGGCGGCUCGUGCAUUUCCCUGGCAGUGUUUUGCCAGUCCUCAGUAUUAAGACAUUCUUCACAGUGUGGGACCUAGAACCCGGGGCUUGCUCCAGGACACUGGGCUGGGUCCUGGGCGGCCUACAUAGUCUGCUGUGCUGCUAACCACACAAUGGCUAAGGCAUGGUGGCUUAGAAGUCCUACGUGUCUCAUCCUGUGUGGGAUCAAGCACUGUCCUUUCAAGACAGAGUAGCUGAAAGUACCCCGUAACAUCUGUGUCUCCAGGUACCUGAAUUCUUGCAGAGUAUUGCUAGGGACUUUGUUAGGGGUCACUUGGAUCUCCAGUGAAAAGAAAUCCUCUGUCCUAGUGUCGAGUCUUAAGUUAGAACUAACGCUUGAGUGAUGCAUUUGCCCUGACGUCAGACGCACGUCAGACUUUUCAGAGGGUGUUCUGCCCCUCUGAAAGGGCAGCGGUCUAUCGUGACAGACCCGGGGGCACCUGGAAGUGGUAGGUGGGAGUAUGUGAAGCUGUCAAGAAUGGGUAGAGUGAGGCGGAGGUGACAGCUGGGUAGGAAGGGGCAGUUGCCAGUGCUGUACCUUUAUGUCACACUGGAGCUAGUGCCCAGAGUUGCCCUUCCGUGCCCAGGGAGCAGCCAGACAAAGUGCCUGGGGUCAGUAAGAUGUGAAAUUAGAGUUAGCAGUCCUAGACUCCACCUCAGCUCUGGAAAGGAGUCUGUCUGUCCAUGUGAAUAUGUAAAUGAUCUGGAGACCAGCAGCCCUCUCCACACGGGCGGCACUCCCGGCUGUCUCUCCUGAUCCUCAGGAGGCUGCUGGACAGAGCCAGGAGCAGACUCCUUAGCAUCUUACAUUGCUUUGAGAAAAAUUCUUGUGGAAACAUUCUUUCUGUGUCCUGCUGUGGUGGGUACUUCCUUUGCACAGGCUCAGGCGCCCUGGGUGUGUCUGCGGAUGAGACCUCUGAGCUGUUUCUAGGAUCUACUUACUGCUUGCUCUUCCUCCCAUUUCUGGCUAAAACUUGGACCUCUCUUCUCUUAACUGAGUCCCAGGAAGUCUUGUCGUUUGCAAGAUUGUAUAGUCGCUCAACUGGUGAAAAACUUGGAGUUUUUUGUUUGUUUUAUGCUUUGGGUGUUUUUUGUUUUAUUUUUUUUUUUCAGACAGGGUUUCUCUGUGUAGCUCUGGCUGUCUGAACCCCCUCCAUAGACCAGGCUUGUCUGGAACUCAGAGAUCUGCCUGCCUCAGCCUCCCAAAUGCUGGGAUUAAGGGCAAGCUCCACUGCCACCCAGCAACUUGGCUGUUUUCUAAGCAAGGGUUUUAAGGAACAAAAUCCUUGUCUUCUCAUUUAGCAAGUAUCAUUUACUCAUUUGUUGUUUUACUUUGUUCUGCUGUUUUGAGACAGAGUCUCGGUGUGUAGCCCAGGGUGGUCUUGAACUCACAGGAGUUCUCCUGUCUCACUUUCCAAGUACAGGAAUUUCAGUCAUGAACCGCCAGACCUAGCGUAUGUUGUACUGACAAGGUUUUGGUUGGUUGGUUUUGGGUUUUGAGUUGCUAGGGACCAAAACCAGGACCUUGGACUGAGAGUGGCAGCACCUGCCUAUAACCCCAGCACUCAGCAGGCAGAGGCGGGUGGAUCUCUGUGAGCUGCAGGCAGACCAAGGCCUGAGGCCCUUGUCUCACUCCGCCCCUGAUCCAGAGCUGGAGACCACAAACCGUUCACCACUGUGCUGCUGCUGCUGCUGCUGCUGCUGCCCAGCACCACCAGGGCCAGUGCCCGGGAGCAUAGCUGUGCCCACUAAAGCUUGUUUAUAACCAAGCUCCAAGCCAGUGCUUCUCAACCUGUGGGUCACCACCCCUUUGGGGGCCACAUAUCCGAUAUCCUACAUAUCAGAUACUGACAUUGUGAUUCAUAACAGUAGCAAACUUACAGUUAUGAAGUAGCAACUAAAUAAUUUUGUAGCUGGGGUCACUGUAACAGGAAGGGUCACAGCAUUAGGAAGGUUGGGAACCGCCGCAAGUGCUGCUCCCCGGCUCUGAGAGCAGUGGAGUACUGCUUGUCCGUGAAGCUGCAAGGUGAGACCAGGUCUCAGCCGCGAGAGUCUCGGUGCGUUCCUGUUAAUCCAUCUCUUGGCCAUGGAGUUGACUGAACUCGGAUACACGUGUGUAAUAAAGAAUGCAUGUUUAUAGAUCAUUUGUACCUUUUACUGGAAAAAAAUACCUGAGUUUGUGGGCAGUCAGGAUGGACUCUUUGGAAACACCCCUGUGCUGCCAGGAUGGGGGAGCUCGGUUUGCGCUGGGGGAACUUGUCCUGAGCUGAGUUCUGCUGUGGUUCAGAGUUCUUGCUGGAGACUUGCUGGUGGGGCUGCAGUCCUUCCUCUCAUUGCAUUGUGGGGGGUGAUACCCGCUAAUUCUCAGGAUUUCUUCUUAUCAGAGGAGUGUGUGUGUGAGAGAGAGUCUGUGUUAUGUUGUGAGUGUGUAUGUAUGUGUGUAUGUGUUUGAGAGAGAGAGUCUGUGUUGUUUGUGUGUGAGAGUCUGUGUGUGAGAGAGUGUAUGCGUGUGUAUGCGUGUGUGUAUGUGUGUGUGUGUGUCUUUUCAUGGAGCCCUUUGCUCUCCUGGUUUUCACAUCUGGAUACAGUAGAUGGUUAUGAGAACUCUCACCAACUAUUUUGUGUUUACUUUUCUACAUGGUAAGCUCUGCAGUAGCUUUGAAACUGUAAUUUAUUUUUGUAUGAGGUACACUAUAUUCAGUGAAUCCCCAUUGUAUAUGGCUUGUGUUAGAAGCACUACCCUGAACUGUGAGUAGUCUGUACACUGAACACGAUCUAUAGACAUGACCCAUUCAAAUAAA
This is a messenger RNA of Microtus oregoni (creeping vole), 6628 nucleotides long. It is a transcript of the gene Epb41l5, whose product is annotated as erythrocyte membrane protein band 4.1 like 5. Gene Ontology annotation, molecular function: cytoskeletal protein binding. Bases 240 to 2417 code for a protein of 725 amino acids. Lineage: Eukaryota; Metazoa; Chordata; Mammalia; Rodentia; Cricetidae. The record is from RefSeq and is a predicted model, not a curated record. The transcript is spliced from 25 exons. Gene Ontology annotation, cellular component: cytoskeleton.